Molecule: messenger RNA, 1327 nt
Organism: Hydra vulgaris (swiftwater hydra)
Lineage: Eukaryota; Metazoa; Cnidaria; Hydrozoa; Anthoathecata; Hydridae
Cellular component (GO): membrane
Source: RefSeq, a predicted model, not a curated record
AAUUAUAUAUUCAGUUUUCUUAAUACCAAACCGAUAAACAUUUUGCUACAAAAGAAGUGAUGUUAUCUCACAAUCGUCUUACCAAGCAGUAUUACCUCGGUUAUGGAGAGUUAAAAAGAUCAGUUUACCUUUGAUGUUAAAAAAAAAAAACAAUUGUAAAAAUAAUUAUUUCUUGUUUGAAAUACGACCUCGAAUUAAACUCAAGUUCUUGUCGUGAAAACAAAGAACAAUAUUUAGUAAGUUUGAAACUGUGAAAAAAUGCGUAAAAUCGCCAAAAUAAAGUUUACUGAAUGCAAUCAUUAAAACUAUACUGGACACUGUUAUUAAAAUGAGCCAAAAAAGUUUAUCUUUUAAAAAUGAAUUUCGCAAAAAAAAUUUUGGCUUUAAAUUGUUUUUUGAUGAAUCAAAAAUGGCGUUUGUUUCAUCGAAGAUUGCGCCUAUUAGACCCUCGAUGGUGUUAGUCUAUCGAUUGAUUGUUUCAACAUAUCUUUUGUUUAUGAUUGUACUGAGCAUGUCCUGGAGAGGCUCUCUUUUGAAAUGGCUAACAUAUAUGACAAGCAUCAAUUACAUCGUGGUUUUUGUUUACUUUGUAUCUGCGCUUUUAGCAAGUUGUUCAGCACUAUUUCGUAAUAAAGUUUUCGUAAUAAAAAAGGGAAAUAAUUCUGUAGAGUUUUCCCUUGUAAAUAAAAAAGCCUCUAAAAAAAAUGGUGCCAAAAAUAGGGAUGAAGAUUUAAAUGGAGUAACAGUAGAUUCAAUUAUUUCAGGAAUAGAAGAAAACUAUACAAAAAGAAUGAGCGUUGUCUCUGUACAAGUCAACCAAACAACUCAACGCGCCCAAAGUAACCAGUGUGAAAACAACCUACCAACAAUAUAUAAAGUUCAUUGGUUCUUUUCUGCGCUUACUUUGAAUAUGUCGUUAAUUGUUACAUUAGUAUAUUGGUUACUAUUGUUUCGCACUGAUCGCCUUCCAACUCCUCUGGCUUGGUUUUUAAACAUUGAUCGUCAUCUUAUUAUGCUUGUUUGGGUCAUUAUUGAUCAUGUCAUAACUAAAAUACCUAUUCGGGUUCUUCACUUUGUGUACCCUUCAACUCUGUUUUUGCUUUAUAAUAUAUUCAAUAUUGUUUACACAAAACUAACAAAAAUUAUAAUUUAUCCUAUUGUUAAUAUUGAUAAAGAACCUGUUAUGACUGUAGGACUUGUGUUGGCAGCAAGCUUUUUAUGUGUGCCUAUAGUACAGGUAUUUUUAUAUUGGAUAAUAUAUAGACUGCGAGAAAAACUUUUGUAAAUUUUUAUAUAACCUCAAUUUUAUAGACUAACAAGUGCUUUA